AUGGUGACAGUCAGAACUAUUCUAUCUAUAGCUGCUGCUCAACAUUGGCACAUCCACCAAAUGGAUGUGUACAAUGCAUUCUUGCAGGUAGAUCUCUUCGAUGAAAUUUACAUGCAACUGCCUCCAGGAUUCAAGAGCCAAGGGGAGUCACAACCAGUAUGUAGGCUCAUUAAAUCCUUAUAUGGCCUUAAGCAGGCUCCCAGGCAGUGGAAUGAGAAGCUUACUGAAGCCUUAUGCACUUUUGGUUUCAUUCAGAGUCAGCAUGAUCAUUCUUUAUUUGUAAAAAGGAGCACAGAAGGCAUAACAGUAGUACUUGUUUAUGUAGAUGAUAUGUUGAUUACUGGGUCACAGCCGAAGCUAAUUGAAGACACCAAAGCAGCAUUACAGAAGGCUUUCAAGAUGAAGGACUUGGGGGAGUUGAAAUAUUUUCUGGGCAUAGAAUUUGCAAGAUCUGAGAAAGGCAUUCUUAUGCACCAAAGAAAAUAUGCAUUGGAGCUUAUCUCAGAACUUGGACUCAGUGCAGCUAAACCUGCAGCAACACCCUUGGAAAUGAAUAUCAAGCUAACUACAAAAGAAUUUGAUGAUCACAUUGGAACAACAAACAAUGAAGCUGAUGAGCUGUUACCAGAUCCUGGGGUGUACCAGAGGUUGAUAGGGAAGCUACUUUAUCUAACUAUGACAAGACCUGAUCUAGCAUUCAGUGUCCAAACACUGAGCCAAUUUAUGCAGCAACCUAAGAGCUCUCAUAUGGAAGCUGCUACAAGGAUUGUGAGAUAUGUUAAAAACCAUCCAGGACAGGGACUUCUACUGUCAAGCAGCAGUAAAGGAGUCUUAGAAGCCUAUUGUGAUGCAGACUGGGCUGCUUGUCAGAACUCCAGGAAGUCUGUGACAGGAUACUUGAUCAAACUAGGAGAUUCCUUGGUUUCAUGGAAGUCAAAGAAGCAAACAACUGUCUCUAGAAGCUCUGCAGAAGCUGAAUACAGAAGCUUAGCAGCUACUGUUGUUGAACUUAUAUGGCUAGGUUUAGUCAAAACAGAAUAUAUCAGUACAAGAGAGCAGCAGGCAGACUUGUUAACAAAAGGAUUAACCAAGGUUCAACAUGAAUACUUAAGUUCCAAACUAGGUGUGUUUGAUGUGUUUACACUACCUAGUUUGAGGGGGAGUGUUGAGAAUAAGGGCAUAACUUGA
Nicotiana attenuata is the source of this 1188-nucleotide messenger RNA. RefSeq lists its product as uncharacterized. The record is from RefSeq and is a predicted model, not a curated record. Lineage: Eukaryota; Viridiplantae; Streptophyta; Magnoliopsida; Solanales; Solanaceae. The coding region runs from base 1 to 1188 and encodes 395 amino acids. The transcript has 2 exons.